Molecule: messenger RNA, 3238 nt
Organism: Tripterygium wilfordii
Lineage: Eukaryota; Viridiplantae; Streptophyta; Magnoliopsida; Celastrales; Celastraceae
Product: probable inactive ATP-dependent zinc metalloprotease FTSHI 2, chloroplastic
Exons: 11
Coding region: 237-2858 (873 amino acids)
Biological process (GO): proteolysis
Cellular component (GO): chloroplast thylakoid
Molecular function (GO): ATP binding; metalloendopeptidase activity; ATP hydrolysis activity
Source: RefSeq, a predicted model, not a curated record
AAUUAGGCUCAAAGUAAGGUAGCUUGUUUACCCUGGCAGGCUGAAACUUAUGAGUUAUGAACGUCUGUGUCGACUUGUUUUUUAGCUUCUACAGAAAGCAGAAGCAAUCUCAUCCAGCUCCACUAUGUCUCAAUUUAUCAGGUUCAUUCUCUUCAAUUUGCGCAGUCUUUUACACAGUAGAUUUGUUGAAUUUCAUUGAUUCAAAAAAGCUUUCAAAUUUUUUUUUUGGUUAGUUUAUGGCCUCUCAAUUACUUCUUGGCUCUUCACUACUCCCCUCUUUCCGUUCCAUAAACCUCAAACCCAGAACCCAAAAUCCUUCAAAAAUCUUCUGCAUUUCAUGCCAGCAGGAAACACCUCAAAAUCUUGAUAAUGAUGAUAAAAUCAACAAAACCCAGUUGGAUUUUCUCGCUAUACCCAUAACCCUAUUUGUAGUCUCAACCUCGCUCCCCCAACCGGCCCUUGCCGCUGUGAAAACAGAGAAAAAGAGGGCACAGAAAAAAUCCCAAGAAGCCUUAACGCCAGAGCAGCUUAAAUCGUGGUCUCAAAACCUCCCAAUUGUGUCAAACCGUAUUCCUUACUCUGACAUAUUGAGCUUAAAAGAGGAGGGUAGGCUUAAGCACGUCGUUAAACCCCCUGGUGCGUGUUUAAGAGAGAGGGCGGAGGCUGUUUUAGUAGUUGUGGAUGAUGACAAAAAAGUUCUAAGGACUGUAUUGCCAUCUAUUGAGAGUGAUAAGAGGUUUUGGGAUUUGUGGGAUGGGUCAAAAAUUGACGCAAUUUGUGUCAAUGCUUAUACGCCUCCACUUAAGAGGCCGGAGGUGCCAAAGCCUUAUCUGGGAUUUUUGUGGAAAGUGCCAGAGUUUAUGUUAUCAUGGUUUAAGCCUAAGAAGGAGUCGAAGCGAGUGCUAGAGAUCAGGAAAAUGCGAGAAGAUUUUAAGAGGGAAAGAAAGGAGGAAUUGGAGAAAAUGAGGAAAGAGAGGGAAAUGAUGGAGAAAGCUUUUAAGUUUCAAAAGAAACAAGAGGAGAGGAGAAUAAAGAGGGAGAUGAGAAGGAGGAAGUCUGAGGAGUCGCUGAGUAAUGCCCAGAGGAAUUAUACACGCAUGGGGAACAUGUGGGCAGAUAUGGCUCAGGAUUCAACAGUUGUAACGGCAUUAGGAUUAGCUUUUUUUGUGAUUUUUUACCGGACGGUGGUGCUUAGUUAUAGGAAGCAAAAGAAGGACUAUGAGGACAGACUGAAGAUUGAGAAGGCAGAGGCAGAGGAGAGGAAGAAGAUGAGAGAGCUGGAGGGUGAUAUGCUAGGGCUUGAGGAUGAAGAGGAUGAGAGUGAGCAAGAGAAAGGUGAGAAGAACCCUUAUAUGAAGAUGGCUAUGCAGUUCAUGAAGUCAGGGGCACGCGUUAGACGUGCACGUAAUAAGAGGCUCCCUCAGUAUUUGGAGAGGGGUGUGGAUGUGAAGUUCUCUGAUGUGGCAGGGCUGGGUAAAAUACGGCUUGAGCUAGAGGAAAUUGUUAAGUUUUUCACUCAUGGAGAGAUGUACCGCAGGCGGGGAGUAAGAAUACCAGGUGGCAUACUCCUUUGUGGGCCCCCUGGUGUUGGGAAGACUUUACUAGCAAAAGCUGUCGCUGGUGAGGCAGGUGUAAACUUCUUCUCCAUUUCUGCCUCACAGUUUGUUGAAAUAUAUGUUGGGGUUGGUGCGUCUCGUGUUCGAGCACUUUACCAAGAAGCAAGGGAAAAUGCUCCAUCUGUUGUCUUCAUUGAUGAACUGGAUGCUGUUGGAAGGGAGCGUGGUUUAAUUAAGGGUUCUGGUGGACAAGAACGUGAUGCUACCCUUAAUCAGCUGCUUGUAAGCUUAGAUGGUUUUGAAGGACGAGGAGAAGUUAUCACUAUUGCUUCCACAAAUAGGCCCGAUAUUCUAGAUCCUGCGCUUGUGAGACCUGGGCGGUUUGAUCGUAAAAUUUUUAUCCCAAAGCCUGGUGUCAUUGGGCGGAUGGAAAUUCUGCAGGUCCAUGCUCGCAAGAAGCCAAUGGCUGAUGAUGUGGACUAUUUGGCUGUUGCUACUAUGACCGAUGGAAUGGUUGGUGCGGAGUUGGCAAAUAUUGUUGAGGUUGCUGCUAUUAAUAUGAUGCGGGAUGGAAGAACUGAGAUCACAACUGAUGACUUGCUACAAGCUGCACAAAUGGAAGAAAGAGGAAUGUUAGAUAGAAAGGAAAGGAGCCCUGAGAUGUGGAAGCAAGUUGCUAUUAAUGAAGCAGCGAUGGCCAUUGUUGCUGUGAACUUUCCUGAUCUUAAGAAUAUUGAGUUCGUUACGAUCGCUCCCAGAGCUGGUAGAGAAUUGGGUUAUGUUCGGAUGAAAAUGGAUCACCUCAAAUUCAAGGAAGGAAUGCUUAGUCGGCAGUCGCUCCUGGAUCAUAUUACUGUUCAACUCGCGCCUCGUGCUGCUGAUGAGAUUUGUUAUGGUGAGGAUAAGCUGAGUACUAUAUGGGCUGAAACAGCAGAUAAUGCUAGGUCAGCAGCACGGACAUUUGUCCUUGGCGGCCUUUCUGAAAAAUAUCAUGGAUCAUCCAACUUCUGGAUUGCUGAUCGAAUAAAUGAUAUUGAUUCGGAGGCGUUGAGGAUUUUGAAUUUGUGUUAUGACCGUGCCAAAGAGAUUUUGCUGCAAAAUCGAACGCUCCUGGAUGCUGUAGUUGAGGAACUUGUUCAGAAGAAAAGUCUGACAAAGCAACAAUUCUCUGACCUAGUCGAGUUGCAUGGCAACCUCAAACCAAUGCCGCCAAGUAUUAUUGACAUCAGGGUCUCUAAACGUGCUCAGUUUCAAGAAAUUAUGCAGAACCAGAAGGAAACAGUUGUGGAAACCAACGUGUGAGGAAGCCGAUCAGAGAACCAUCCAUCAUCGUUAGUUUCUGGAUAGGAGAACAGCAAAUGAGAUGGAGUUCACAUCCCUACCAAGGAACAACCAUUUUUUUUAACCCCAGUGAAGUGAUUCUGCAAUCUUCCGGGUUGUGAUUGUGGCACUAGCGAUGGCUUUAUAUGAUACAAGAGAGAUCAAAAAAGGCUCACAUUGAGAAAGUCCAUCACUCCAACCUUUCAUGUUGUUUACUUCUUAUUUACUUAAUACAAUAUUUUACUUGUAACUUGCAUGUAUGAUUCAUCUACCUAAUAAAUCCAUUUGGGAUUUGAGUUCUUGUCGGGAAUUUUUUCUGUAUACGUUGUUGGAUGUUGGAUGACAAAUUCAUGCUUUGCCCA